Hansenula ciferrii is the source of this 2013-nucleotide messenger RNA. Its product is annotated as fungal specific transcription factor domain-containing protein. The record is from RefSeq and is a predicted model, not a curated record. Gene Ontology annotation, molecular function: zinc ion binding; DNA binding. The coding region runs from base 1 to 2013 and encodes 670 amino acids. Lineage: Eukaryota; Fungi; Ascomycota; Saccharomycetes; Phaffomycetales; Wickerhamomycetaceae. Gene Ontology annotation, biological process: DNA-templated transcription. The transcript is spliced from 3 exons.
AUGAUGUCCUUGAAAGUGGUGAACUAUGAUCCAGAAGAAGGUGGCAAAGGAGCAGGAAACGGAUCACAUAAAGGGAAAGAUCAAGUGAAGGAUCAAGAGAAGGUAUGUCAACGGUGUAUCAAGGCUAAGGCCCAGUGUCGAUGGGAAAUUGGUGAUGGUAAUGGUAAUGGUGAUGUGGGUGUUAAUGGUGAUGAAUCAGACUCUAUUCAUCAAAAGAGACAAUAUGAUGAUGAUAAUGAUGAUGAAUUGUCUAAAAAGCAAAAAAUAAUCAUGAAAUUAUCCAAAGAUGAACAUUUAUAUGCAAAUGUCUUACAAUCAAGUAGAGCAACUUCUCAAUUCAUUAGUGCAACUCAACCUUUAGCUCCUAUAUUAUCUCGUGAUUCGGUAUUAAGUCUUGAUGGUGAAGUCUUGGGACUUUUUUGUCCUUGGAGAAAUGAUUAUUUUGAACCAAGAGAUAAAGAUGAAUUCAAAAUUGAUAAAGAAUUGAAAUCUUAUCUGAAUAAAAAAGGUGCUUUUAUAAUACCGCAAAUUUCAGAACAAAGAAGAUUGAUUAAAUUAUUUUUAGAUAAUGUUUAUCCAUUAUAUCCUGUCGUUAAUAGAAAUAUUUUGGAAAAUUUACAAAAUGAACCCUUAUUAUUAAUUAAUUCAAUGAUGCUUGCUGGUGUUAAAUAUGAUCCUUUUUUACAAAAUUAUGAUUAUAGAAUUCGUUCUGAAGAAUUUAAAUCAAGGUGUAAAUAUUUACAAAUGAUUGAAACAAAUAAAGUCACAUUGAUUCAAUCUUAUUUGUUAUUAUCUAUAAAUGAAGAAGGUCCAGAAGGUGCAAACUGUGCAAGAGAAUAUAUUUCAAAGGCAAUUUUACUAAUUAUGGAAUUGGGAUUACCAACCUUGGCAGUUGCUGAACAUUUUGAUGUGAUGAAAACUGAUAAAUCUGAUAUUAAAACAAUGUUUAGAUUAAAUUCUGAUAGAAAUUUAAUGGUAAGAUUAUUUUGGACUUCAUAUUGUUGUGAUAGAAUUGCUGCAGCAACAAGUUGUUCUGCAAUGCUUUAUAAUAUUGAUGAUUUGAUUAUUGAAGAACCUUUUUUGAAAAAUUUUGAUGAUUUUGAAAAUUAUCAAAUUUCUGAUUAUGAACUUUUUAAAAGAUGGUAUUCAUUAAAUUUAUUAUUUGAAAGAGUUAUUAAAACUGUUUAUAGACCACCAGGGAGAAGAACUCUUAAUGACUCAAAUUUAGAAUUAGAUUUAUUAAAUUGGGGGAUAAGAAAUUUGAAUGCAACAUUACCGAUAGAAUCAAAAUUUAUGAGGUUUUUGAAAGUUUCUCAUGCUUAUUGCAAUUUAUUAUACCUCCGUUGUAAAAUUGGAUUAUUAGAUUUAAUUGAAUCAAACAAUAUUAAUAAACCAGUUUUCCAUUCAAAUGAAUCUCCAUUAUCAACUGCAGGAAUGUAUUAUGUUUAUAUAUUUUCAAAUGAUAUUAUAGAAUCUUUGAAAUUUUCAUUCAAUAAUGAUUGUAUUGAACAUAUUUUAAAUGUUCAUAGUACAUUACAUGUUUUAGUUUUAAUUCAUUUAGAAAUUGAAUCUAAAAAAUUACAAACUUCAUUAGGUACUAAUGGUCAAUCAACAACAACACAAACUAAACCAGCAUUAUCAAAAGAUCAAAUACAUACUUUAAAAGAAAAAGAAAAUCAAUAUAAUCAAUGUCUUGAACUAUUAAAAAAUUUUAAAAAUAAAUAUUGGUUUGCUGCUGCUUCAUUUAAUCUUUUUGAAAAAUUAAAUUCAAUUGAACCUCAACCAAAAGAAAUUUUUGAAAAUUUAUUUAAUAAUCAACAAGAUUUAAACCAAGCGGAUAAUUUAGAAAGAAUUGAUUUAUUUAAUUAUGAAGCUAGACCUGGUAAUGAUUUUUCAUCUGCUUUUACUGCUUUUUAUAAACCAUUAGAUGGUGAUCAAGGUGAUUAUUUACCUCAAAAAUUUGCCGAAUUGAAGCAAGAACUUUUACAAAAUCCUGAAACAGUUGUUGAUUAA